This is a messenger RNA of Rhodamnia argentea, 869 nucleotides long. RefSeq lists its product as uncharacterized. Lineage: Eukaryota; Viridiplantae; Streptophyta; Magnoliopsida; Myrtales; Myrtaceae. The record is from RefSeq and is a predicted model, not a curated record. The transcript has a single exon. Bases 60 to 614 code for a protein of 184 amino acids.
UGUUGGAGUUGAACGGUAAUUCACAGUCAACGGAGGUUUUAAGCAGGGUUUAAGCAGCCAUGGUAAAGUCUACUGUUUCUCCUUCCUUCUCCGCCAAACUACGCAAACCCUCGCAACCCACCGCUAUGUCCUCUCCCGAUCCACAAUCCUCCGAUUCUCCAUCCACAAUCGGCUCGGAAACCCUCGGGAGCGACAAUCCCGGCGAAGCUUUGCGUCAUCCGGAGAGAAAUGGAGAAGACGGCGUAGAGGAAGGAGAUGAAGAAGAAGAAGAGGAAGGGGAGUGCGGGUUCUGCUUGUUCAUGAAAGGCGGUGGGUGCAGAGACGAGUUCGUCGCGUGGGAGGUGUGCGUCCAGGACGCGGAGAAGAACGAGGAGGACGUCGUGGACAAGUGCUUCGACGCGACGGCGGCCCUGAGGAAGUGCAUGGAGGCUCACUCCGAUUACUACGAGCCCAUCCUGCGCGCCGAGAAGGCUGUGGAGGAAGAGGUGGCGCAGGAAUUGGAGGAGGAGGUGAAGAAAUUGGGGGAGAAUUCUGUUGCCGGAUCGGAUGAUUCUGCGGAGGGCAUUGGGCGUUCUGACGAUUCGAGGAAGCGAGAUGGGUUGGGAGAGAGAUGACGCUGCAGGGGAGACCCCUCAAACGUAGAAAGAAAGGGAGCUUUUGGCCAUGUUUGUACUGCAUUUUUUUCCCCUUCAAUGGUUAGCCAUGAUUGUGGAACUGAAGGUCAUUUUUGAUAUUGAGGUUAUUCCUGUUUGUUUAGGAGAAUUUGAUGGGGAGAGUAGGAAGAGAUGAAAAUCAAAGACAAUUGUUCAUGUCUCAUGGGCUCAUAGAAUGAAAUAAAUCCAUGCGUAAGUUCAAGUUUGAGCUGCCAA